This is a messenger RNA of Leptopilina boulardi, 1059 nucleotides long. RefSeq names its product SUMO-conjugating enzyme UBC9-B (gene lwr). The record is from RefSeq and is a predicted model, not a curated record. Gene Ontology annotation, molecular function: SUMO conjugating enzyme activity. The coding region runs from base 167 to 646 and encodes 159 amino acids. Lineage: Eukaryota; Metazoa; Arthropoda; Insecta; Hymenoptera; Figitidae. Gene Ontology annotation, biological process: protein sumoylation. The transcript has 5 exons. Gene Ontology annotation, cellular component: nucleus.
GUGAUGUGGAAAACCAGAGGAAAAUUCUUCUGGAAUUUAGGAACACGCGAAGUUAAUUUUCGGUAGCAUCGCUGCUUCGCUUUUGCCGCUAAAAAUAUUUCAUGAAAUUUAGGCGCAGAAAGUGCUUUAAGUUUGAAAAGAGGAAAAUUUAUUUCAAAAGUGACCAAUGUCAGGCAUUGCAAUAGCUAGACUCGCAGAGGAAAGGAAGGCGUGGAGGAAGGAUCAUCCUUUCGGAUUUGUUGCACGUCCGACAAAAAAUCCAGAUGGCACACUCAAUCUAAUGAGUUGGGAAUGUGCAAUACCUGGAAAAAAAUCGACACCAUGGGAAGGUGGACUAUAUAAAUUACGAAUGAUUUUCAAAGAUGAUUAUCCAUCAAGUCCACCAAAAUGUAAAUUUGAACCACCUCUCUUCCAUCCAAAUGUAUAUCCAUCGGGAACAGUUUGCUUGUCACUUUUAGAUGAAGAAAAAGAUUGGAGGCCAGCGAUUACGAUUAAACAAAUUCUUUUGGGUAUUCAAGAUCUUCUCAAUGAACCUAAUGUAAAAGAUCCAGCUCAAGCAGAAGCUUAUACAAUUUAUUGUCAAAAUCGACUUGAAUACGAAAAACGAGUAAGAGCUCAAGCGCGAGCGAUGGCACCGCAAGAGUAGCUAGUCUACUAAAAAAAUAUCGAUAUACAUUUCAGCUUUACAGGAAUAUAAAAUUCUCGGGUCUCAUUUCUUCUUGUACUUUUUUUUUUCUUUCAUUUUUUUUUUUUAUUAACAAUUAUUUUUUAUGUUUGUGAUAUUAUCCAAUUUGAUGAAGCAAUAUUGUUUAUUCAAGUAUCAAUUAUUUUUUAUUUAUGAUAACGGAAAAAAAAGAAUUUGUAAAAUUCCCUCGAAAUAAUUUUUUUUUAAAACUGAUUCACACAAAAAAUAAGCUGAAAAUGACAAAUUUUUUCCUGUCUAGAGAAAAAAGAAUAAAACUUGGGAAUUUGACGAAUUGCUUUUGUUCUUAUAAGUGUAAAUCAGAGAAAAAUGUAUGACAUCUAAUCGAUAUCUAUUAAAUUAAUUUUUUUUUACAA